UUCUUCAGGCCACACCUCUUCACAUAAUGAUUAAUUGGGCCAAUCUUGACACCUAUGGGUGCAUCUACUGUUAUCUCUCUCCCCAAGAUCAAUGCGAACAGUUAUGCAAUAGCUUUCACCUUAUCGAUCAUUUGGGAUGUGUAGUCAUGCGGUUCAACUUUGCCAGUGUUAACGCAAAGGAGAAGACUACACAUCCCAACAGACGGAGCGGCUCGCUGCUUCACUAGUUACACACUGAAUGUAGUUCGCUGCACUUGGAAGAAAAAUCCGUUCAUGAUUCACUUCAUUAAUAAAUAAAUAGUUCGGUGUCAUGGCGGAAUCUGCAGCUUGUCCUGCCUUCCAGCUCGGGAGACCUCGAUACGAGCAGGGUUCAUUCCUUGGUCGACUGAGACACUUUGUGGACAUCAUUGAUCCCAGCACCCUGUUUGUGUCUGAGAAAAAAUUGAAAGAAUGCAUUAAACUACUUGAUGACUAUAAACAUGGAGAGCUUCCUCCUGGAGUGUCUGAUCUUCAGCUGUGGGAAGCCCAGAAGAUCAAGCAGGCCAUCAUUCAUCCUGACACAGGAGAGAAGAUCUUCAUGCCAUUUCGAAUGUCAGGUUAUGUCCCAUUUGGAACACCGAUUGUCAUUGGCCUUCUUCUCCCAAAUCAGACUGUGGUGUCUACCAUUAUAUGGCAGUGGCUGAACCAGAGUCACAAUGCCUGUGUCAACUACGCCAACCGUAAUGCCACAAAGCCUACGCCAACAUCAAAGUUUGUUCAAGGCUACGUGGGAGCUGUGACCAGCGCUGUUUCUAUUGCAGUGGGACUGAAUGUCCUGAUUCAGAAGGCCAACAAGCUGAGUCCUGCCACCAGAAUGAUAAUUCAGAGACUGGUCCCCUUCCCAGCUGUCGCCAGUGCAAACAUCUGUAACGUGGGCCUGAUGAGACACAAUGAGCUCUCUGAGGGAAUCGAUGUUCUGGACAACAACGGGAAUGUGGUGGGAUCCUCCAAAAUUGCUGCGAGACAUGCGAUCAUGGAGACCGCCUUCACACGUGUGGUCCUCCCGAUGCCGAUCUUUGUCCUGCCCCCCAUCAUCAUGUCCUACCUAGAGAGGCUGCGAUUCCUGCAGAGCAACCGCAGAUUGUUGCUGCCCAUCCACAGCCUGGUGUGCCUGGUUACCUUCGGCCUCUCGCUGCCCGUAGCCAUCAGCCUGUUCCCCCAGAUGUCUCAGAUUGAGGUGUCUCGCCUAGAGCCUGAAAUCGCCAUGGCAACAGAUUGCAAGGUGGUGACCUACAACAAGGGUUUAUGAUGGAUGGCUUGGUGUGGGAGCGGGGAGCAGAGGACAGAGGAGCGAGGAUAGAAAUGAGGCUGCGUUGUGAAUAGCUGUCGGGGAGAACCUACAGUGGGGUUCCUCCUGUCGACAGGUUUGGGAGUCGUUCUGCUGCAGUGUCACAGCGUAGUCUGUAGACCGUCACGUACUAACACAGGGUUUUUUUCUAUGGUUCUCAAGAUCCCAGCAAUUAUUGAGUCGAGAUCUGAGGAUGGGACAGAUUUUAUUCUGUCCUCUCUGUUUUCUGUACAUAGAAAUUAUAUAUUUACUGUGUUUUUUUAGUAUUAAUGAAAUAAUUUUAAUAUAUAUACAAAACAGUGUUUGCCACACACUGGCUAAGUUAUGGCUGCUUUUUCACACAAUGAAAAAGGGUUUAUAAAUACAGUUUAAACCUGCAAUAACUGAACUUCUGGGUCUUUGGCCACUGAAUACUUCACUGUGUUCAGCAGCUGGUUGCUAACUGUGUCUGUCUUGAUCAGGUAGUGCACGGUAGUUUUUUAGAGCUUUUUCACUGGCAAAAAAACCUCUCUAAAGAGACACCCCUUCGAAAUGAUAUCACUCGAUUGAAUGAUUGUUAUCAGUGGUUAUCAGCCUUAUAAAUAUAAGUUGGAGGGAGCUGCUACACCUACUAGAAGGUAGGUAGGCUCAGAAGGCCAUCAUCAGCAGUGUUGGGGAGGUAACUAGUUAAAUCUAAUUAAUUUACAAAAUAAAUAUAAAUGUAAUCGGUUACAGUUGCUGAGAAAAACUAUGUGAGUCAAAUACAGUUACUAAUUGUUAUCAGCCCAUUAAAUGGUCGUUAUCAGUUGUCAUCUGGAGCAGUUUUGUUAGGUUUCGCUUUCAUUAGAUUUAAUGGAGCAAUGCCUGCGAGCUAGUUCAGGCAGUCAGCUGAUGCACUGAUUCAUACACACACGUCAUACAUCACUCUCCAUAUGUCAUCUACAAACACACCCUCCCAAUUUAGCGGGCUGUUUAAGCUGAAAAAUCUUCCCAGCUCUCCCUUUGCACUGCCUAUGCCGCUGCUGCUCUACAACAGUACUGGUGCUUGGUCUUUCAGCCCCACCUCCACUCCAGCAUCCACCUGCAGGCUCUGGCUAAGGGGGGGAUAUUUAAUAAUCACUCUCUAAUAUCUCAUGUAAGUAUAUCUGCCAGGAGCGAUAAGACUGGAGUCUAGACACCAAACUCUAACUAUGUUCUGCUGUUGAAAUGAACAUUUAAAAUGUGAGUUGUCUGACAGAACUAAGGUUGUGGUUAGGUUUAGAAAACAAUUAUGGUUCUGGGUGAAAAUAAGUAUGUUUGUAAUGUGACAUGACAUGAUGAAUUUACAAAGGUCUGUUGAAAUAAGUUAAUGAGACACAAACAGCGGCCUCCUGGGUGAAAGUCCUGUAUUUGUUUGACUGACCCAUCCGUCUUAUGCAACCUCCUCCCAACAGAGACUUUAGCACUAUUCAGACAGGAUUAGUUUUACAUGGGCACGUGGGGUAAUGUCACUUUUACCACAGGACGUCGGUAAUAUUAAUGGCCAAUUCGCACGGGAUAAGAAAUAUCAGUAAAACUACCACAAGUGGGAGGGGUAAAUCCAUUCACGCACCGCUGUCCCCUCCUGUCGUCAUGUGCGUAUGAUGUUGGUUCCUGUGCGUACCACACUCCUUCCAGGCAAAACAUUAUUAUUAUUAUGAACUGAUUAGCCUACUGGUUAAUUUUAUUGUCAUUUUUUUACUAGCCACAUAGCCCUGCUACAUUGCAUACUUAACUUACCUAAAGCAAGUCGUAGGCCCACAGUACCUGAGGUUUCACAUGGACUUGUCCAACUGUGAAGUGCAAAACUGAGUGCCUCUUCAAGAGCCUCCAUGCUUGAAAGUCCGCGAAAAAAACCACUUGUCAACAGGAUGUGACAAAAUAUCUACACACAUAUUUACUGCUGGUCUAUUCACACGGGAUUAGUAUUACCUGAGGUAAUUUUCUGGGACCCUUUUAC
This is a messenger RNA of Epinephelus lanceolatus (giant grouper), 3284 nucleotides long. It is a transcript of the gene sfxn5b, whose product is annotated as sideroflexin 5b. Gene Ontology annotation, cellular component: mitochondrial inner membrane. Gene Ontology annotation, biological process: mitochondrial transmembrane transport; citrate transport; monoatomic ion transport. NCBI's taxonomy places the organism in Eukaryota, Metazoa, Chordata, Actinopteri, Perciformes, Serranidae. The record is from RefSeq and is a predicted model, not a curated record. Gene Ontology annotation, molecular function: citrate transmembrane transporter activity; monoatomic ion transmembrane transporter activity.